This is a messenger RNA of Gossypium arboreum, 1221 nucleotides long. RefSeq names its product annexin D8-like. Gene Ontology annotation, molecular function: calcium ion binding; calcium-dependent phospholipid binding. The coding region runs from base 106 to 1077 and encodes 323 amino acids. The record is from RefSeq and is a predicted model, not a curated record. Lineage: Eukaryota; Viridiplantae; Streptophyta; Magnoliopsida; Malvales; Malvaceae. Gene Ontology annotation, cellular component: cytoplasm. The transcript is spliced from 4 exons.
GUAAAGAAUCAAAAGAUCCCUUGCUUGUACCAUAAGUCUUGUAUCUUCUACCUUUUUAUAAGUCUAUGCAGCUGAGAAAACCUGCAUUUGAGAACCACCACUUUCAUGGCUACCAAAAUCCUAGCAUCUUCAAGCCAUAGUUUCGAGAACGAAUGCAAGGAAAUUCACGAAUCACGGGGAAGAUGGAACCACUUGAUUCGAGCUUUGGUCACUCGGACUCAGCUCGAAUGCAGGGGAAUCAGAGAGACUUACAAGGACAUGUAUGGGGAAGAUUUGAUAACUCUGCUGCAAAAAUCUAGCCUUCGAAAUCAGCCUGGUGUUUCCCCCAAAACUUGCGCAGCUUUGUCCCUUUGGAUGCUUCAUCCUCAUGAACGUGACGCCAUUGUUGCUCGUGAAGCUCUUCUGCAAGAUAAUGAUUCUAAUUAUCAGUCUCUGGUGGAAAUCUUUGUGGGACGAAAAUCAAGUCAUAUUGCGCUCAUUAAACAAGCCUAUCUAUCGAAAUAUAAAACGCAGCUGGAUCAGGAUAUCAUCAAUAUCGAGCCUCCCCAUCCUUACCAGAAGAUUCUGGUUGCAUUAUCCACAUCACACAAGGCACACCAGGCAGAUGUCAACCAACAUACAGCGAAAUGUGAUGCGAGGAGGCUUUAUGAGACAGGGGAAGGAAGUCCAGGCGCAAUUGAUGAAGGUACUGUGCUUGAGAUUUUCACUAAAAGAAGCAUUCCACAUCUUAAGCUGACAUUUUCUUGCUAUAAACACAUCUAUGGACAUGAUUACACCAAGUCAAUCACUGAUGUCAAUUCUGGGGAGUUUGAAGAUGCAUUAAAGAUGGUUGUUAAAUGUAUUUGCAACCCAUCAAACUAUUAUGUAAAGAUUUUGUUUGCAAGCAUUAAAGGAAUUACAGCAGAUAGAGGAGCCAUAACACGAGUGAUGGUGAGCAGAUCGGAGACGGAAAUGGAUGAAAUCCAAAGGGUUUUCAAGGCAAAAUAUGGAGUUGAAUUGAGAGAAACCAUAUGUGACAGCAUUCCCUCUGGGGAUUACAGAGACUUCCUUCUUGCUUUAGCUAAUAAAACAGUUUAGUCCUACGGAAAAAUGUACACAUACUUGUAUCGAAUACGAACUCGUAGCUGACACUUUAUGGAGUAAGAAUAAUUAGUAGAUUCUACACAGGGUUGUAGCCUUUGGUGUCAUGUAAUUAAUGAAUUUGAAUUAGUGAAACUAAAA